Tricharina praecox is the source of this 321-nucleotide messenger RNA. RefSeq lists its product as uncharacterized. The transcript has 3 exons. Bases 1 to 321 code for a protein of 106 amino acids. The record is from RefSeq and is a predicted model, not a curated record. NCBI's taxonomy places the organism in Eukaryota, Fungi, Ascomycota, Pezizomycetes, Pezizales, Pyronemataceae.
AUGUUUGCCACUUCCUGCUUGUGGCAGCUCAUUGGCCGGGCGUUAUUUUCAAGCGUCGACGCAUUUCCCGAUGACGAUGAUGGUGAGAACCGCCCUCGAAACCAUCAUACGUGCUUCCUACCGUACUCAACAUACGGUGCGUUGCGUUCAAGCCCGACGCCGCUGCGAGUCUUCGCUUAUCUGAUCCGUUCCGGACGAGCUGAUGCCUUAUCCGUCUGCGCCGCGGUGCGGGUCAAUCAGAUCGAUACAUACGGCACUCCAUGUAUCCGAUCUGACUUACGAGAUGAUCGUGCUCAGGGAUCCAAGGCGGCAGGGAAGUAA